Molecule: messenger RNA, 1461 nt
Organism: Babesia sp. Xinjiang
Lineage: Eukaryota; Apicomplexa; Aconoidasida; Piroplasmida; Babesiidae
Exons: 5
Coding region: 1-1461 (486 amino acids)
Biological process (GO): DNA replication; double-strand break repair via break-induced replication
Cellular component (GO): GINS complex; nucleus
Source: RefSeq, a predicted model, not a curated record
AUGUUUGAUCAUGAUAGAAGUCAAUCCACCAGCUUCGACUUCUUCAAAAAGCGGAAGCGGAUCCCCAAGAAGCCUAACGGAUAUUCCAAUGGCGACGCAGACAAUACGUCAGGAUCGCAGUCCGCUCCGGCACACGAAUCGCAAAAUCACGCGAGGAGGGGGACAUUCCGUGGCAUUCUGACUGAUGACGUGCGUAGGCAAUCACAAUCGCAGACACAGACCGACGACAAUUCCCAAGUCGACGAUUACUACGUUCCCAUUAUGCCACCGGUUGAUUACGAAUUGUGCAAGGCCUUCAACUACGUGAUCUGGGCACGCGACCAGAUGGUUUUCGGAAAUGACGAGAUCCUUGUGCAACCUGACUUGGAGCACGAGUUCCUAUCCCAGCUAGAGGUAUUUAAUCACCGUACAACCGAUAAAUGCCUACAGAAGCUUCGUAAAAGGAUGGAAACGCAAUUUAUGGAAGUGUCGUCCUCUGUGAAAAUACUGGAGGCAAUUUUAGAAUUUAUGGCCGACGUCGAGGCUUCUUAUAGAUUUCUAGGUUCUAAUGCGAACCCCUUUUGCCGUCUAUCGCAGAUAUAUAUCAACGGGUUUGUUUUCUUGCGUCCAGUGAAUCUGGUUACAUUCGAUUUCGUCGUACCCAGGGAUGAUGCUGCCGUAACAAUACAACGCAACAGGAUUACAGGCAAUGCAUUCACCCACCAGCAGCUGCUACCGCACUUUUCAAGGCAGUGUGAGUAUCUUCCGUCGAAAUACUCAAGUGGUUACAUCCCGAAGUAUGUACCCAUUAACAACGACUAUGUGCCGAACCUUGUAACAAAAGUGAUAUUGGAGCGUGCAAAACGCCAACUGGUGGUGGUAAAGGCCAUUGUGGACGUGCCCGGGAUUGAUCUGUCUUCAUACGAGGGCUAUGUCUUCGAAGGCCUUAAAACAGGAGAGAAAGCUUGGUUACCGAUAUAUGUGGUGGAACGUCUAUCGCACUUCGGUUUUGUGUCAGUAGACCUACCUGUCUACCUUACACGCAGCGCGCUGCGUGAGCUAAGAGACCGAGAGGAACAGAACCAGACACUGGAAAAGCUUCCUAAUGACUAUUACUUCGAGAUUGCACACCUUUUCACCCGGUGCCACUUAUUUGAGAGGGUAAACGUCCCUAACCUGUCGAACCGAAACCACGUUUACAGCUACGCUUCUAAAGUUGCUGGGCUAAUAGAAGACAUAAAGUACCAGAGGGUAAAAAAGAUUAGACAGGCCCUCGGAAGGCUCCCGCUGCAUGAGUCUCUCAUAACUAUUGACAAUCUACAGUACUCGGAAACGUACCACGUCAAUCAGUUUCUUUCCGCUUACUGCGAAAUGCGAGAUAACGUUGCAAGAGCGGAUCUACAACCAAAUAUACAAAUAGGUAACUUUGUCGGGGACCUCGAAAACAACCUAAUCGACUCGUUGAAGGUUCCGCUGCUGUAG